AGAACUAAGCUGAAGUUCCCAAUUCUCACCCAAGCAAGAAAGUGGGAAUAGGAAAGCCAAAACAAGAGUAGAAUCAACCAUCGGUAGAAGAUGAUGAAGACGAUGACUCUUCUCCUCAGCUUCCUUCUGGUCUUUUCAGUCUUUCAAAUUCAAUACACCAACUCAGCAUCAGUGGAACAACAGUGCAACGCCGAGGUUACGAAGGUGUCUCCCUGCCUUGACUACGCCACAGGGAAGGCGGCGUCUCCCACCGACCAGUGUUGCAGCGCCGUGAGCGAAAUCAGGACCAACAACCCUGUUUGCCUCUGUUACGUCAUUCAACAAACACAUGAUGGUCAAGCCCAAAUUAAGCAGCUUGGCCUUCAGGAAGCUAAGUUGCUUCAGAUACCCACCGCUUGCAAGUUGGCUAAUACUAGUUUCAGUGACUGUCCAAAGCUCUUAAGUCUAUCACCCAACUCUCCAGAUGCAGCAAUCUUUACAAAUUCUUCAUCAGCAGCAACUUCCAAUUCAACGGCUACAGCAAGUGAGGACUCCAAAUCCAACGGAUUUAAGCAUGGAACCCAUGUUGCAGGUCCUACUGCCAUCAACAUUGUUGUGGCUAUCUUCAUCUCUGUUUUCCCAACAGGUCUCUCCUCCCUGCUGCUAUGUGGAGGAGCAUGAAGCUGCACCUAAUCACCUAUCUUAUGAUAAUUUUCUCUUCAAGAAACCAGUUUUUUUUUUUUGGGUAAAUAAAAAACCAGAAAAUUUAGAACUAGGAAUGUGUAUGAGUCAGAUAUUUGAACUGAUUUUUGUGUUGAUUUUCACAAAUCUAUUCGAAUUUUUUUCCUAAUUA
Messenger RNA from Macadamia integrifolia, 832 nucleotides. Its product is annotated as non-specific lipid transfer protein GPI-anchored 1-like. Bases 91 to 660 code for a protein of 189 amino acids. The record is from RefSeq and is a predicted model, not a curated record. Lineage: Eukaryota; Viridiplantae; Streptophyta; Magnoliopsida; Proteales; Proteaceae. The transcript is spliced from 3 exons.